UGAUAUUUAGUCUAAGUAUUCCGAGCAACGGUGGAACAACGGUUUAGAAAGUGCGCUAACAAACUUUUGGAACUUUUUUCCAACUAGAAGUGUUUAUUUAAGGUUUGGAAACAAAAUAGCUUUCUAAAUAUAAAGAAUAGUUGAGACCAGAGUUUGCAGCACAAAAAUUCCAUUUGCAGUAUAACACCAGUGGUUGCUUCUACCGAAAUGUAUGCGGGCGAUAUGAGGGUGCAUUUUCCGUGACACAUUAUUCAAAAUUACAAAUAUACAACUUGAAGGCACGUUUGCUUGCCGCGCUUGGUCAGCGUUUCCGAGACUCCACUAAAUGUUAAAAGUGUUCCAGGUGAAUGACUCUUUUGAAUGCUAUCGGCUUCCGGUCAAGCCACCCUUUGACUUUCGUCACGACAACGUUGCCGUGUGCAUGUGUAAACAUUGUGUGAUAUAUGUACACACAAAAGUACAUAUGAGCUUGCUUACAAACAUAGUUACCGCAAAUGACGGAGCCAUGAACUGAGGUGGUGUUGCUCAAGUUUCGGACCAUUCAAGUAAACACAAUUGUUAUUAUUUCUGAUGAAUUAUAGUGCAUAACGCCUCAUAUUGAGGCACAUGAUGGUUGAGCUAACAAAUCUUACAUUUUAAUUGUGUGUGUACCUAUUUGUGAACUGAUGUGCGUGGUGAGAGUAACGAUGUUUCGUGUUUUAACUAAUUUAGAGGAUCUUAGAAAGCAUACUCGUAACAUUUGCUUACUGUGACACUGCUUAAAUUUGUGUUGUUUCAACGAUAGACGUGUCUCUAUUUAAAUUAUAAUAUUUGUAUGUAUGUAUGUGUAAAAAUUAAAAUAAUAUAAAAUAAAAAAAAAUUAAAUUAACAAAUAUAUAAAAUUCGAAAGUGAAAAUUCUUUGUGUAGUGAAAUUAUAGUUGUCUAUAUUCGAAAGCAAAAAAUGUAUUUAAUGAUACGUGCAGUCAAAUACCACAUAAAAACGUCAUAGCUUUGUACUACAUGGAUCAUGGAGAGUAACUUGACUUACUCGCAACGAAAUUACAAGCCGCAACAAAUAUGCGCCACCAAAAGAAAUGCUUGGAUUAUGCAAAUUACAACUCAACUGCCAUUAAAAUUACCAGCUUUCAUCGACAUAGUAAAAAACAACAACAGCCUAAAGAGUUUCUCAUAUUUUCAAGAGAUCCAUGACUAUAUUUACACCGCACAACGAUCUUGAAUUUAAUGCGAUUUGAAAAUGAGGAUUAUGUAUCGACGCACAAUUCAUUUAUUUUCCGUAUUUCUGAUGUUUCUCAAACCAAACGACACAAUUGGUGCUAUCUUGGAUUCACGUUGUUAUCUUGAAGGUGGAGGUUCAGCAGAGAGCUUUCUUGCCAAUGAAGAUCUCGAAGUGGGAGCUAUUAUUGGAAAGUUACGAAUAAAUGGAAAUCCUGAGUUAGAAGAAGGGGAUAUUGAUUUAUCUCUACGCGAAAAGGACGCACCAAUCGAGAUAAUAUCAGGAACCAAGAAUUUAUCAUUAGCUGUGGAAUUGGACAAGGAAGGAGUUCUAGGACCCUCUUCAAUUUAUGUAAAUGUAAUUUGUAGUCGACGUCGGUCUACCGAUCCGAGUUUUGUAAUUCCCGUAAACGUACGCGUAAUCGAUGUCAACGACAACGCCCCGAUUUGGGUGGGUGCACCAUACACUUUAACGCUCAGUGAAGUCACUGUAUCCGGUACAAGAAUACUCCAAGGUGCACAUGCCGAAGACGCAGAUCAGCCGGGUCCAUUUUCCACUGUUGAAUACCAAAUAUUACCUGGCCCGUAUUCGGGUUAUGUACAGUUUUUGAACCCUCUCGAAGGUACAUUAGUGCUGAAAAAGACGUUGGACUACGAAACUAUGCAAAAUUUUACUGUGAAACUUAGAGCUCAAGAUCAGGGCAGUCCACCCAAAUAUACGGACACAACACUAAAGGUAGUAAUUACAGAUGCAGAUGAUCAAAAUCCUAAAUUUCAAUAUGAAUCCUACACUGGAGAGCUUCCAAACGAUGGGCGACCCAGUGAAUUGAGAUUACGUCCAGAACCAAUUAAAGCCGUUGACCAAGAUGAAGGCAUUUGUGCGCCAAUUCAGUAUACAAUUGUGCAAUCACAAGAUACGAAGUACUUCCGAAUUCAUCCGCACAGCGGCGUUAUUACAUUACUAACACCCAUUGGCUAUGCGGAUUUAGUUAAUGGCGCUACACUGGUGGUGAAGGCGACACAGAUAGACAAUGCUGAUCGCUAUGCCUUGACAACAGUUAUGUUAACACGCCAAGGAACGCGUGUUGAUAUAACACCGUUGUCAUUUGUACAGCAAAAGUUUUUCAUGCGCAUACGCGAGGAUACGGCUGUGGGAAACCGUAUUCUAGCAUUACCCUCUAACAAACCGGGUAAACAUUUGAAAUAUACAAUACUGGACCCAGAGAAUUCGCAAUUUUUUAGUGUGGGGUCAUUAGGCGAAGUAAUCUUAGUUAAACCUCUGGACUAUGAGAAGAUGACAAAACAUGAUUUUCAAGUAAUGGCAACGGAUGGCUUGACAAAUAUUACGGCAGCUAUAACGAUGGAAGUGAUCGACGUAAACGACUGGGAACCUAGAUUCCGAGAGACACAUUAUGAAUUUGUGGUCCCAAAAAGCCAGGCUCUUCACGCGUCACCUGAAUCAUUUGAAGGCGUAAUGAUUGGAAAAGUUGAAGCCGCUGAUGGGGAUCGUAACGACAAACUUGAGUUGUCGUUAAGAGGACAACAUGCUGGGCUUUUCGAAAUAGAUUCUAAGGGAUGUAUUUACAUGCGACCAGAGCAAUUACAAGGAUUUAAUGAAUCCACUGUUCAUUUGGUAGCCACAGCAACUGAUUCUGGUGUUCCGCCACGCAGUACUUCUGUGCCAGUCACAGUGACCAUGGAAAGGCUCACUCUUGCACAAACAACAUGGGGUUCCAAUUUCAUAGGAAUGUUAGGCAUGAUCAUAAGUGUAUUUAUUAUUGUUAUUAUUAUUCUGACAUGCUACAUCAUCCACUCGAAGAGCAAACGGCGAAAGGGCACACCUCCUUUAGGACGGAAUCGAGUUCACAGCCAUGCACACAGCACAAUGUCUUCCGCCAACUUAGUCACUCACGAGAAAAUUUCCAAUAGUGCUAAUGGAACUGUGGUCACGAGCGGCAAUAGUGGAGUGUCCGUGCUGCAUAUGAAGCAUGACGGAAAUAUGUCAAUGUCAAACCCAAUUAGUAGUGGUCUUAAUCAUUCUGGAGUUGGCAAGGUAUGUUCCACCGUUCUGGCUACAAAUUUGGAACGUGAGGCUAAACGUGAUCAAGAGCGUGAUCGGGAAAAGCAGCGUGAAAGUUAUGCCGCAACAGUGAGAAUCAUUCUUCCAGGUAUAGUGUCACGGGCCUCUGCCAACGGACAGUUGUACGAAGAAGAUGAAAUCGAAAAUGACUCCAUUUCAAACCAGAAUAACAGGGUAUUAGAUAACAACAAUAAAAAGGCUGCAUGGGAAGAGUCAACUAGUUUACAAAGAGGAUCAACGGCGACAACAAAUUUAGACUGUAACGCUGUUAGAGCUUCGAACCUUCUGGCAGCAGCAGAAACAAUGGGUUCCUCGGAAAAUAAUUUAACUGUAUAUUUUUAAAUAUUCUGUAAUGUAAACAAAAGCUUCCCCAUAAACACAAUACCGGCUAAGAGGUAGUAGUAGGUAAUUAAUUUUUGAUUAGUUUAGUGCUAGUUUAAGUAUAAGAAUAGAGUCAUUUGAAUAAUUAUCAUUCCACUUAUUAUCGUAUUAUUAAAGUUAUUAUUUAUUUACCCUAUAUAUUUCCAAACUAAAAUUUCUAAAUAUAAUAAUUAAAAACUUUAAAUACUCGAUGUACGAUCAUUUCCCGGUAUUAUUAUUCAGAUACAUGCAUACAUAUGUAUGCACAUACAUAUAUGGAUAUCCAUAUUCUGUAAAACUUAUUCGAGUCUUGAUGUUCUAAUUUAUAUUCAACAAUAACAUAAAAUUAGAAGCUUCAUAGUAUGAUAUAUUUAAAAAAUGGUACGUUUUCAAAUAUGUAUACUAAAAUAUUAAUAUCAAAUUUGAUGCUUUAAACUCUUAAGCUUUUUGUGUAAGCAACUUUGCAAAAGUCAACUGAAAGUCGAUAAACUUUUACCACACCUAUUUAUGUGUAAUAUUUUCUAAUAAUAUACAUACAUAUGUAUGGUCAUUAAAAUAAUUUCUGUAUGUAGUUGAAAGUCCAAAGCAUAUUAAUUAAUUCUACCGUUAGUCAUACAUUACCCAUGGUGCACCUUUCUUAGUUUAAGAUACUAUUGUAUGAUUAUAUAGAUAAUAUAAUAUCUGUAGUAGCAUUAAUACAUAUAUGCUACAAUAAUAUAGUUCGAACAUGGUCAAACAUAAUUACUAAUUGAUUAGAGCAAAGAGCUUACAACCAAGCUACAGAUAUUAUCAAAACGCAGCAAGUCAAUCGUCUAACUAUUAAACCCUACUAUAGAUUUACAUUUGUAUGUAUGUUAAUGUUUACAUGAGUUUGUUAAGAUCAAGUUUACAAAACUACCAGAAACUCUUGUACUCUUAUAUUCAUAAUGUUAAUGACUUGCAUUCCAAAUUUCCAUAAUAAUUCUUUCAUUGGAUUGUAGUUUCGUAUAUACGCACCUUAUUGUAGAGGUUAGAUAUUCAAUAUUCAUUGUCCACUAAUUUUUGCCCAUUCCAGCAUGAUCUUAACAUAGGUACAAUAUUGUGUGACGCUUGAUUCCUUAUCAGACCAUCGCAGUAUCGACUUGAUAAAACAACGUCGUGUAUAUUUCCAAAAUCCCUCAAUCAUAACGAUGCUAUAUAUGACUUCAUAUGGAAAUAAUAUUUGUCCUAUUUAGUAAAUUAUUACCUCUGUUUUAAGUACCCUUUUGUCUAAAGCGAAUUUUUAAUGUCUUACUCUUACACCCAA
Zeugodacus cucurbitae (melon fly) is the source of this 4938-nucleotide messenger RNA. It is a transcript of the gene Cad96Cb, whose product is annotated as protocadherin Fat 1. The coding region runs from base 1236 to 3635 and encodes 799 amino acids. Gene Ontology annotation, cellular component: plasma membrane. NCBI's taxonomy places the organism in Eukaryota, Metazoa, Arthropoda, Insecta, Diptera, Tephritidae. Gene Ontology annotation, molecular function: calcium ion binding. Gene Ontology annotation, biological process: homophilic cell-cell adhesion. The transcript is spliced from 5 exons. The record is from RefSeq and is a predicted model, not a curated record.